This is a messenger RNA of Synchiropus splendidus (mandarinfish), 2068 nucleotides long. RefSeq names its product low density lipoprotein receptor adapter protein 1. The coding region runs from base 205 to 1032 and encodes 275 amino acids. The transcript is spliced from 3 exons. NCBI's taxonomy places the organism in Eukaryota, Metazoa, Chordata, Actinopteri, Syngnathiformes, Callionymidae. The record is from RefSeq and is a predicted model, not a curated record.
UGGAAGACAGAACAGGGAGGAGAGAGCCCGCGUGUGUCAGUGCGCCGAAGGACGAGGGAGAAGCUGCUGAGAGAACGACGCUGGGAAACCUCCCCACCGAAUCAACGCUGUGCUCGAGGGCGGCUGUGGAGCGGCGCUGUCUGACCGAGGCUCGCAGUGUGCGUCUCGCUUUCGUCGCUACAAGCUUCACCGGACGUCGUUUGCAUGAAACUGUGGCCAGAUAAAAGCAGUGGAUGCAGCUCUGCUCCAUCCGUGGAAGACAGGUGGAUGAGCGGUUCAGUCCGUGAAGAGGACAAGCCAAGCAGGGAGGCGUACACCCCGGAGAAGAUCUCCCCCAAGUCCAGACUGAAACGCAACAUGUCCCUCAGCACCCUCCAGCUCAUGCAGACCCUGAAGAACUCCCCCGCUGCCCUGCGGCGUCGCUUCCGCCGGGACCGCACCGAGUCCCUGUCGCACGGCGACCCACUCUUCAAAGUCCAUUACCUUGGCACAGAGAAGAUCUUCUCUCUGGACAGAGAGCAGGCACAGGAUGCCAUAAGCCACCUGUUGGAAGGGAUCGCCAACGGGAAGAAGCUGAGCAAAGAUCACGCCCUCGUGGUGCGGCCCAGAUACGUGGAGGUGAAGGAGCUGAGCACGGGCCGGCAGCUCACCAAGACGUACCUGCAGGACAUUGCGUACUGCGCGGCAGACGCCAACAGACCCAACGUCUUCUUGUACAUCUGCAAGCAUCACGGGCAGCAGCUGCAGUGUCGAGUGUUCUGGUGCAGCCGGGCUGAGAGGGCGAAGGACAUGACCGCCUGUCUGGCGCAUUCCUUCCAGCGGGCGCUCAGCGAUUGGCAGCAGGACGGCUUGGCCACGCUGCCCGGGGACGUCAAGACCAAAACUUUGGAGGAGUCCUUCAACUCUCCGGUCAACACCAAGAGCUCCACACUUCCUGCCAGUCUAGGAAAAGUUCGAUGGAAGAAAAGAGGCUCGGUGUCUCGGAGCCCCAUCAAGGUCAGGAGAGGAUCGACCUCAGACAGCUGGAACUGAGCUGCUGCUUUGACUCAUAACGGACAACUGACGACGACCUCACUGGCACCGAUGUGACUGGAUGGACAGACGGGACUGGACGACUCUGGAGUUUUUGGUGGCAUUCAGACGCCGACUCAGCUGAUGGUGGAGAGGCACAGCUGUCACCGGAACUCGGGACUUGGCUGAGGACAGUAUGUUUGACACGUUGUGUUCUCUGAACUGGAAAAAAGAUGACAGCAGUCUUACUUUCACAAGAUUUUGAUGUGAUCUUUUUAACCUUACCGCACGUGGCGGCUCAUGUUCCCCUCUGGCAGAGGGCUGAAGAUGUGCGUCUCUGUUAGGAUUUUAUUGAGAGCCCACACAGAAGCUAACUGCAACACUUUAUUGAACGUCGCUGACACUCACUUGGGAGCACAUUGAGAAGUUGGAGCACAUCAAAGAGGUCUCUUCUGAUAACAAAGUCAAUACACGCUCAUCCAUCCACGUGGACAAAUGGCCAGCCAUGACUCUGCGAUUCGGUCCUGAACACAGGAACGCUGUGUUCCCUCGACAUGAAAUAUGUGGCCAUGCACCUGCAUUCCAACCUAGGGGCUGGAGACUCUUCCUCCCCUGCUGCUUCCAAACGUGACACUGCAUUGUGAGCAGCGGCUGGUGUGUGCUUUUCACUUUACUUGUUCAGAAGCUAUAAAAUGUGCUGUGAAUGCUUAAGCAGACUCAACGGACGAGCAAGUGCCAUAUUGUGUGACGGCCUUCCUUCGCAGAGUUUCUUGUCUACCGGUUUACAGGCGUCACGUGGUUCACCUCGGGAAUACCAUUUGUGUGUUAGGACCAUGGUGAAUAUUCUAGAUUUUAAACGGGGAACACGUCUUUCAACAGUGGCGCCACUACUUUUUUUUUUUUUUUAAACUGUAUUUAUGAUGCAUCUCAUCGACUACAAAAGCACAGUUGAAGUGCCUGCUUUAUUUUAUCCUUGUGAUGUUUUUGGUGUCGUUGUGUACAUACUUAAAUAUGUAUUUUAUGAACUAUUAAAGCUUUUUAUACAAGAUGCUUUGGA